AUGAAAUAAACAAAAUGGCAAAAUCUUCUCAAGUGCUGCUUGCAACUUUUUUAAUAUUUAUCACAAAACUUUAUGUCAUAAAAGGCAGUGAAAAUAUAUUCGUAUCGAACCAAAAUAAUGUUUAUUACAUUGAAAGUGAGCAAAAGUUUACCUGGUAUGAUGGUCUGGCAAAGUGUGCCAACAUGAACAUGAGUCUGGUGACCAUCGAUACUAAGCUUAAAUCUCAAGAGAUAACGUCCUUAUUGAAUGAUAUAUUUGGCAAAAGAAUACCUCUGUGGAUCGGUGGCACUAUUAAUGGCGUCAAUCCCAGGCAAUUUGUGUGGAUCUCAACGGGUAAAAAAUUCACUUACACCAACUGGGCUAAUGGACAACCAGAUUUUGCUGGCAAUAAUGAAUAUUGUGCUCAAACUGGCUGGACCAAUGCCAUGGAAUGGAAUGAUCAUGUGUGCUCCAAUCAAUAUGGUUUUAUGUGCGAAUACAGUCGUUAUCAUCAAUGUCAAGAGGAAACGAGGAAACAACAGCAAAUGGUGGGAGAAAUGCUGCCUGGUCGAACAUUUCGUGAUAUAGUUUUUAAUAUUAAUCCACAUAAUCCAUAAAUAAAAUGCGAGAGUCUGAAUAAAAUAA
Messenger RNA from Calliphora vicina (urban bluebottle blowfly), 624 nucleotides. Its product is annotated as lectin subunit alpha-like. The transcript is spliced from 2 exons. The record is from RefSeq and is a predicted model, not a curated record. The coding region runs from base 15 to 596 and encodes 193 amino acids. NCBI's taxonomy places the organism in Eukaryota, Metazoa, Arthropoda, Insecta, Diptera, Calliphoridae. Gene Ontology annotation, molecular function: signaling receptor activity.